Molecule: messenger RNA, 1266 nt
Organism: Dentiscutata erythropus
Lineage: Eukaryota; Fungi; Glomeromycota; Glomeromycetes; Diversisporales; Gigasporaceae
Source: the annotation of a GenBank genome assembly
AUGCCACAAGAAAAAGGUGAUUACUGGGAUAAUUAUGAAGAAGUUAUUGUGGAUGGAAAAGUUCGGUUUAAAUGUAUGCUUGGUUGUGGAGAUAGUUGGGCGAAAAAUGAAACAAGACUUAAAGAACAUUCAGAAAAUUGUAGUAAACAACAAAGAGCUUCAAAUAAUAAUCAAACUACUCUUGACAACUAUGUCAAAGUUGUACCAAGACAAAGUCAAAAAGUUUAUGAAAUACUUUUAACCCGUGCAUUUAUUUCUUCGGGUAUUCCUUUUAAUGUAAUUGAAAAUCCUGAUUUUCUUGCUUUUUUACAAAAAACUAAUCCAAGUUAUACAGUUCCUUCUCGUUAUAGAAUUUUCAAUAUUUUAGCAACCUUACGCCAUUUGCAACAAGAAAAGUAUGGUCAUGAAAUUGGGCAUAGUUUAUUAAAAACUAAAAUUGCAUUACGUUCCACUUUAACUGAAGAAAGUAUCGUAAUAACUAAAAAGAUUCAAACUGUUAUUUGGCAGGAAUCUUUUUGGUUAAAUUUAAAACACUUACGUGAUUUUUUAAAACUGUUUGCUAACUUUAUUCAUAUGAUUGAAGGUAAUUAUUUACUUUUGUCUACAGCAUAUGUAGAAUUUAUUAAGCUACAAAAUAUUGUAAAAAAUAAUCAACAAAUACCAAAAGAAAUCUCUAGUCAAGCAGUUAAAUUCGGAAAUAACCGAUGUGACAAGUUUUUUUAUAAUCCUGCAAUAAUGGUUGCUUAUAAAUUAGAUCCACAUUAUCAAGCUGAACUUUUAGAUCCUUUAGAAUGGGAUGAAUUAAUUGAAAAAGAAAUUAUUAGACUAGCUGGUAAUAAAUCUUCAGAAUUAGUCUUGAAAGAAUUAGCAAAUUAUAUUGGCAAAAUUGGUCCUUUUUCUAGCACACAUUUGUGGGACAAAUUAAAAGAAGAUCCAAUUGAAUUGUGGAAUUUAGUAAGCAACCAUGCUCCAAAUUUAAGUGAAGUUGCACUUAAAGUUUUUUCAAUACCCGCAUCAUCUGCUUUAAAUAUUAAUAUUAAAGAGACUACUAAUACUACGGAGAUCAUCAAUGUCGAGGAAGAGGAAACAAUCGAUGAAACUUAUGAUGAUAUAAAUUUGUUUUAUGAUUCAGAGUUGGAUGAAGCAAAUAAAUUGUGGGAAGAUUUAGAAAAUAGUAAUGAAGAUACAGAGUUAGAUGAAGCAAAUAAUAGUUUAAAUAAAUUGUGGGAAGAUUCAGAAAAUAGUAAUAAAGAUAUGGAUUAUUUA